UCUUCCUGGAAGCACUCUUCCAAGGACAAUACAAGAUCCCAGCCUGCUAAGUUCCGCAGGGGGUUUUGUGGCUUGGGCCCGUAUUUAGCAAAACAACCCCUCACUUCUGCUUUCUCAUACAGCCUCCGCUGAAAAAAGGGCUGCUCUGCUCCUCGCCUGCUGGUGCCCCCGCUUCUGAGACACAAGGGGAUUUCCAGCAGGAAAAACCAAAACUUCAUCCAUCAUGGGAUACCCACAAGAGGUUUCUCCUUCUUCACUUUCUGUUUGCUGCUGUAACCCGAGGAGGCACGGUGAUGGGUCGGAUCCUGCUGACUGGGCUGCUGCACGCAGCCUCCCUGCUGUCCUUGGCCCACACCUCCGGGCAGGUGUUGGGGCGGGCGGGAGACCCGGUGUUCCUGAAGCCCUCCCUCGCGCCCGGCGUCCAUGUCAGGGACGCCAUCUGGAGGUCCCACAGCCCAGCAGAAGAGCUGGUGGCCGUCUCGUUCAAAGGCACCCUGGAGACCCAGUACGAGUCCCGUUUCUCCGGAAGGACCCGGCUACACCCUAACCUCACCCUGGAGCUCCGUCCGGUGGGCCUGGAAGACAGUGGGGAGGUCUCCGUGCUGCUGGUGGACACCACAGGGAGGACGGAGCUGCAGACCUUUCACCUGCUGGUCUAUGAUGCAGUUUCCACACCAAGGAUUCGGGUAUUCAGCGAAGAGAGCAACCAAAACAGCUCAGCUGGGUCCUGCCUAUUGUUCCUGACCUGCACAACCUCUAGUGGGAACAACGUCACCUACAGCUGGCUAAAUUCGGAGGGCAAAGCUCUUGCCGGAGACACACACUCGGUCUUUGAGAACGGCCAGGUCUUGUGGGCCAGGCUGGGUCUCACGGAGGACAGCCGAGGGACGUACACCUGUACAGUCGCCAAUGCAGUCAGUCGGAAGUCGGUUACCGUCAGCAUCUGGGACCACUGCCGGAAACAAUCAGAUGCAAAAGACUCUGCGUUCGAUUACAGGAAUAUCCUCCUCAUCGUCGUCCCCCUCAUCUCGAUCCUCCUCUCGGCAGCCGCCAUCAUGAUCAUGCGCUCGAAACGGCGUUCCGGGAGAAAAUUGUCAUAUGAUGUAGCAGCAAAUGAACCAGUUCCUGUUUAGCUGGUACUUCCCUGAGCAGAGGGAGAGAGUGCCGUAUACGUAGCAGAUCCAUUUCCCUGUCUUGCCAUCAUUAUGGGGAAAUCAGAAAGCAUAUGGACUUGGGGGGGGGGAACCCUUGUCCCCCCACCCCCCCUGGAAUUUUAUCCUAGACAGGGCAAAGGAUGGAAAUGAGACUCUUUCGGCUUGGAAUCAAUGUGUUUAUUUUAAAAACAAAAUUGUCUUGACAUCCUUGAACAGGGUGAAAUUGAAACCACAAGUGUUGGGAAAAGGCCAGUCUGUGAGAUGUGAAAUCUGGCAGUCUUGGGUGACGUCUGAUGAACUUAGGGCCAAAAACAAAACAAAAGGACAAGCCCCAGGACUCUGCCUGCCUGCCUGCCUGCCUUUGAGGAUUUCUUUAGACCUUCAGAGCGCUUGAAGACAGCUUCACGGGCUGAGCCAGUGAAAGGAUAUGCAAGUGGCAAGCCUCUUAUGGAAAUAAUAAUUUAAAAAGGGGAAAGUUAAUGGACUUUGAAACCAAAGAAACGGGGUAAUUUGCUCCUUGGACAUGGAAAAAGAACCUGCACUGGAGGCUCAUGUUCAACUUGAUCUAUUACCGUGCCUGCUUGGUGGCCAUUGAGGGCAGGGGGUGACUGACCGUUGCCACUUUGGGCGAGGCUUGCCUGCUAGCCAGAAAUGACCAGGCCAGUUCUUGGGCCUUUGCAGUGGCUUGAUGUGAGGGAAGGAGUAGAGAAGCUUUUCCCGGUGUGGAGAGAAACAUGAUUGCUUCCUAGCCUCUGUGCAUCAGCUAUGAAGGGUUCAGCUCAAGAGCCUGGUUGAAAAUAGGGCUGGUAGCGAUGUGGGGUGGGGAGUAGAGGCAGUGCCCCCCAAUGAUAAUUCUGCCCCCCCCUCAAACCUCUUGCCAGAAACCCGAAUUGCUCUUUUAACUGUUGUGUUUUGUAUACACCGUCUUGAACCUGUGGGAGAUGCAGAAAUCUGGUUAAAUAAAAUAUGUUUUGUGGUUUCUA
Hemicordylus capensis (graceful crag lizard) is the source of this 2137-nucleotide messenger RNA. RefSeq names its product SLAM family member 8 (gene SLAMF8). The coding region runs from base 294 to 1133 and encodes 279 amino acids. The record is from RefSeq and is a predicted model, not a curated record. Lineage: Eukaryota; Metazoa; Chordata; Lepidosauria; Squamata; Cordylidae. The transcript has 5 exons.